Molecule: messenger RNA, 1018 nt
Organism: Boleophthalmus pectinirostris (great blue-spotted mudskipper)
Lineage: Eukaryota; Metazoa; Chordata; Actinopteri; Gobiiformes; Gobiidae
Gene: med10
Product: mediator complex subunit 10
Exons: 4
Coding region: 133-537 (134 amino acids)
Biological process (GO): positive regulation of transcription by RNA polymerase II
Cellular component (GO): mediator complex; chromatin
Molecular function (GO): transcription coregulator activity
Source: RefSeq, a predicted model, not a curated record
GUAAAGCAGUCUGACAAUGGGGCUGCAGUGGACACGAUUGCUAGUUGUUUAAAGGCAUUUUUUUUUACAUAGAAAAUACAUUUUUCACCCCACUGCUUCAGUCAUAUCGCUUUAUUAAUACAGUCAGAGAAUAUGGCGGAGAAGUUUGACAACCUAGAGGAGCAUUUAGAGAAAUUUAUCGAGAAUAUUCGUCAACUCGGAAUCAUUGUGAGUGACUUCCAGCCGAGCAGCCAAGCGGGUCUCAACCAAAAACUAAAUUUUAUGAUUUCCGGACUGCAAGAUAUAGAGAAAUGCCGUCAACAGCUACACGAGAUUAACGUUCCGCUGGAGGUCUUUGAAUAUAUUGAUCAAGGGCGAAAUCCACAGCUGUAUACUAAAGAGUGUCUGGAGAGAGCCUUGGCCAGGAAUGAGCAGGUCAAAGGCAAAAUUGACACCAUGACGAAAUUCAAGAGCCUUUUAAUUUCGGAGCUCAGUAAAGUGUUUCCAGAAGACAUGGCCAAAUAUAAGGCAAUGCGUGCAGAAGACCCUCCCUCUUAGUGAUCCUGACUACAGCCUAUUGAACUGUUAAUUGAUGCCUCAGUUAACCCAACAUUUUGGCAGUGAUUGCCAAAAUGAUGCGAUUUUUAAUUCUUGUAUUUGAAGACCAGCACCACAUGAAAUGGAUUUUCAGUGCUGACUCAGUUUGACUCAACCAUCCCUCUCUCUGGGAAGAUGUCAAAGCAAAUGCAACCAAGGCAGAUUUAAAGCAGACUUCUUUUGUGUGUUCUUCGAGUGACUUAGGUGCCAAUCACUUAAGAUAUUUGGAUAAGAAACAUAUGAAAACCCUUUCUGUCAUUGCAUGCUUAGUGAAUUACCUCCCCUGAUCUACUGUAGUUCCUUCAUGACCUACCAUAUUUUCUAUAAAGGUCAAAUUUCUACUUGCCACACAUACUUAUUUAAAGGUUCUGUUGGAUUCUUUUUUGUAAUUUGUUACAGGUUUGUAUAAUGUCUUUUGUAAAUAAAUCACCAAUGUAACAAA